Trypanosoma rangeli is the source of this 573-nucleotide messenger RNA. Its product is annotated as RNA polymerase-like protein. The coding region runs from base 1 to 573 and encodes 190 amino acids. Gene Ontology annotation, cellular component: RNA polymerase II, core complex; P-body. The transcript has a single exon. The record is from RefSeq and is a predicted model, not a curated record. Gene Ontology annotation, biological process: positive regulation of translational initiation; DNA-templated transcription; transcription initiation at RNA polymerase II promoter. NCBI's taxonomy places the organism in Eukaryota, Euglenozoa, Kinetoplastea, Trypanosomatida, Trypanosomatidae. Gene Ontology annotation, molecular function: translation initiation factor binding; single-stranded DNA binding; single-stranded RNA binding.
AUGUUUUACAAAAUGGAACUGCAUAAAAUCAUCAAGGUGGAGCCCCACAUGUUGGGCCGGACACUUCAUCGCCACCUUGCUAGAUACCUUCGCAAUGCUGUGGAAGGACACCCUCUCCAGAUGCCGCUCAUAAAAGGGAGCAAUGGGGAGUCGGUUCGGGUGGAUCAAAGUUCAUCUGCCGUCAUCAUCGCGGUGCUCGAUAUCCUUAACACGGAGUCAUUGGAAGGAAGAGUCUUAGAUGAUGGUGGGGUGUCAUUUCUGCUUCAUUACGAGGCCCUUGUUUUCAAGUUGCAUCGUGGUGAGGUUGUUGAUUUGAUGGUGGUUGGCGUGGAACGCGAGGGAUGGUGGGGGAGCGUCGUGGGAGUUGGGAAAAUGUACAUCAGCCGUGGGCAGAUGGGGAAUGAGUGGGUGUACGAAAGCGAUGGGGUGGAAGGCGUUUGGAUUACGAAGGAUGGAUCACGGUCCGUGAAAAGUGGUGAAAUUGUGCGUGUGCGUGUGGUUGCCGAGACCCCACAGUCCGAGGGCGUGGUUGCUAUAGGUAGCAUGAUUGGAAAAUACCUAGGCACGUUGUAA